Messenger RNA from Emiliania huxleyi CCMP1516, 1101 nucleotides. RefSeq lists its product as hypothetical. The coding region runs from base 37 to 1101 and encodes 354 amino acids. The record is from RefSeq and is a predicted model, not a curated record. NCBI's taxonomy places the organism in Eukaryota, Haptophyta, Isochrysidales, Noelaerhabdaceae. The transcript has 6 exons.
AGCCGCGGAAGCGCCUAACAGCCCCGGUCUUCUUACAUGCUGGCACUCCUUUGCUCGUCGGCGGCGUACAACGUCGCCGUUACCGGCGCAACCGGCCGGACCGGCCGGCUGGUUGUCGAUAGCCUGCUAAAGAGCGGGCACUCCGUCACGGCGCUGGUUCGCGACGGCGACAAGGCGGCUUCGGUGCUUCCGGCGGCGGUUGCGUGCCGCGAGCUGGACCUGGCGACGGCCGGUGCGGAGGAGAUGCGGACGGCAUGUGCUGGCGCGGACAAGCUGAUCUGGUGCGCCACCGGCUUCACCGACGCCGGCGAGCUCAUCGACGUGCGCGGCAUGAAGGAGCUCGUGCCAGGUGCGAUCGCUGCGACAGGCGAGACGCCGGCGGUUGUGAUGCUCUCUUCCGCGGGCGUGACGCGUCCGGCGUGGGACGACGCCAAGAAGGCGCGGCUCAUCGGCUGCUCCGACAUCCCCAUCAUCCGCCUGAACCCGGGCGGCAUCCUCGGCAAGAAGUGCGAGGCGGAGCAGGCGCUGCGCGAGAGCGGCGUGCCCUACUGCGUGGUGCGGCCGACCGGCCUCAAGUUUGAAGGCUGGCCGCAAGGCCGGCCCUUCCUCUCGCAGGGCGAUGUCGCCGUCGGCCGCUACCAGCUGCAGGCACGGAACACGCCGCGGUGCAAUGCCGUCGACUUGGCAGAGACGCUUGUCGGCGUGCUCGGUGAGGCGGCGGCGGCGGGCAAGACGUUCGAGCUAUUCACGCUGGCGGGGCACGGGCGGCUGCAGGCCACUCGACCGUCGGAAGAAGGAGCUCGCGGAGUCAAGACUGCCCUGCAUCCUCUAGGGGGCGUGCCAUGCCAGGCGGCGGUCGACGCGGCGUACGACCUGCUGCAGCAGUGCCUUCCGGGCGAGGAGCAGGACGCGACCAAGCUCGAGAUGGGGCGCACGUACGAGCAGGUCGACAGCGGGGAGGUGCGCCGCGAGAGCGGCGCGCCGCCCACCGAGCGCGAGCUCUCCGUGGCGGGCGGCGCGCUGGAGGGGAUGGGCGCGCGCGGCUCCGGCGGCAAGCGAGGCCUGCUGAAGCGGCUCUUCCGCAUCGGCGCGUCGUCGUGA